Molecule: messenger RNA, 7404 nt
Organism: Brienomyrus brachyistius
Lineage: Eukaryota; Metazoa; Chordata; Actinopteri; Osteoglossiformes; Mormyridae
Gene: slc26a1
Product: solute carrier family 26 member 1
Exons: 4
Coding region: 3758-6049 (763 amino acids)
Biological process (GO): transmembrane transport
Cellular component (GO): membrane
Molecular function (GO): bicarbonate transmembrane transporter activity; oxalate transmembrane transporter activity; chloride transmembrane transporter activity
Source: RefSeq, a predicted model, not a curated record
GCAACGCGCCAAAAGCAGGCGGCUGCCGCGUCGCGGCGCACAAAGGCAGCUCUGUUUUCCUGCACCGCGUCCAGCAGGCGCGCUGGCGUAUAUCUCCCCGGCAGGACAAAGCAGCCAAGGCGUGUGAGCAUCACCGUCUCUGCGGCUACGAGAAGCGCGGCUGCGGGCAGCCGCCUCCCCGGAGCCCGCCUCGCUGAUUGGACGAUAAUGUGGGCCGGGUUAGCCUUCCCAUGGACCCCGGCGUGUACGGCCGCUCCGCUCCGUCUCCAGGCCCGAAGGCAUGGCUGAGGAAGCCAUCCGAGACUUACUGGGCUCCGCGGGGAAGGGUGAGACGCGCUUCGGGAUGUUGCCCACACCCGGCCAAACACUGCAGGGCAGACGUCAGCCAUCGGCGGGCUUCCGUCCAUGCCGCCUCCGCAUGAUCCAAUCCGCUUCCUUUUUCAUACUCUCGGCAUAACGUUAGGCUUUUACGAUCGCAGACGCCCGAGAAACCCGUCCAUUUGCUGUACUUUUCACAUUUAACACUUCGCUUCAGCGUUCAGAAUAGUGGCUGAUCAUAACGGAGUGCAUUUACAUCGCCAUUUACCGCAAAGCCGCAUAUCGCACGAUGCUUGUGACGCGUCUCCGCCUGGCCGUAUUUACGCACUGUCUGCCCCGAAGGGCCGUUGCGUCAGUAUGCAUCGGGAGUCUGCAGGAUAAUCCGAGCCCAGAUGUGUAAUAAUAAGGCUUUCGGGCAGCGCCGUGUGCUCAUCCGCACAAUCAGGCAAAAUGUCUGCUUCCUUUUUCCGUAGCGCCAUAUCCUGCUAACAUCAUCACACAAAGGUGCGAUUCAGUUUUUCGCUUAGGUGGGGCGCAGUACCAGCUGAGAUGGUCUGUCAGUGGCCAGUGAGGAAAGGACUGCCUGCUGUCCUACUGUUGAUCAGUAGGUGUUAAGCAGUUAACAGGUGGUCAACUAGUGGUCAGUCAUUGGUCAUCCAGUCAGUGGUAAGUUCAAGGGCAUAAUUUUGGGUUGAGCAUUGGGGGUAGGUGGGGAGGGGUUAGGUCUCCAUCCAGUUUAGGGGAUCCAGGGGUUGUAUUGGCUGGUUUUGAUUAUAGGGGGGUUUAAGCCCCCCAUUCCUCCCAUAAUUUACACCCAUGGGUAAGUCAUUGGUCAGUUAGUAGUCAGUCUGUUUGUGAACAGCAGGCCACUGAGGCAAAACCAGACACAGGUCACCCGUGGGUGGCUGUAGAUGCCACUGCAUGCUGGGAUUUCUGUGGUGGUUGCGUCAUACUUUCACGUGAGGGUACAGUUUUGGGGCUGCCAGUAUUUCCUUUGAUAGCUGUGUAUAUGUUUUUACGUAACUCAUGGUGAAAAGCUAGACUUUCAUGGUGAUGGGUGUCUGCAUGUUUUGGUGAGAUUUUGUCAGGGAUUUUCACCCAGUCAAGUUUGAAUAAAGGUGAAAUGCUCCUUUACUCAAAUGUUAAAACAUUCACACUUUCCAGCAUGUUAUCUGUGGGCUGAGAUGUAUUUCUGCAAUGCAUGGCGUGGGUUUAAUUUUACCUGCAUACAGCAGCUUACAUUUUGAUUAAAUUGUCUGAGCUGUUUUUCUGCAUUGUUCUUUAUAGCACAAUUUUUCAGAAUAGUCAUACUGCAGAGGCUGUUUAUCUCCUUGGUUUCUGCGGAAUGAUUGGGGAGGCGUCAGUUUUUAGUCAGUGCUUGUUAAUGUUCGUAAGACAGCAGCUCUCGUCCGACUUUGAGGCGUCGUCUUAAGCUCACGGGCCCGGUGCUAAUUCCCGAAGUUGGCCAAACUGGGGGCUUUGUGGUGGUUGGCGUCUGGGCCGGACAAACGCCGGUGUGUCGGCGCCCGGAAAAGCAGCUCCCGCUGGCCGUAGCUGCACAUUAGCUUUAGCGUAGCUGUCCUCCAGCAGGCCCUGCGCGCUUCAGCCGAGGUCUGGAGUAACCGUGCAAUUAGCGGUGUGACACCUCAGAGUUUGACCUGUCAGCUGCGGGAGCAGUUUAGUAAUAACCAGGCUUCGAGUAAAUGAAUGUUUAACAGGUUAUACAUGAAGCACCCGCGUGCUUUACUUACCGAAAAGCUUUACUUACUCGCCACAUGGAGAACGGAGGUGUUUUCAUGCUCAGAAACAGCUUUAUCUGCGAAGACUCUGGGCCAACAUGAUGCCUGAGGCCCCUCCAUAUGUGACAAAGACACAGGGACUGACCGUGACACAUUUCCAGUGGUGAAAUAGCUGUAAAUGAAAUGGCGUGGAGUGGUCAUUCGCAGGAUUCGGUCCCAAGGGAAGACUAGAGACUGGAUAUGCUGUGUAAUACCUGGGAUUGACGUUGUGUAAACACUGGGGAAGCUGGCCAGCAGGGUUCACUGUCUUCUUACACAUAAUGCUGUCAGAUGUCAUUUGACAUGGUUGCUCAGAGAGUCCUUCAGACAAAUUUUGUUAUAUGGCCAGUCAGUGUUACUGCACAGUCACUUAGACCAUGCGACUAUGUUUCAAAGUCAGUGGAACUUGGGGGAGGGGCACUCACUGAGGUUUGCCUGUAGCCUGUGGCGUGGCACUCAGUUAAGGGGUGAUAUUAUCCUUAGUGACGUAGACUACAUGCCUGUGCAGGUCACCUGGUGGAACUCCUGAGCUGCAGCAGCACAUCCGCCUGGAAGUUCUGGCUUCUUUGGCAGCCACCCCCUUGCCCAGGGGGCUUCUCCUGCUCGAGGAUUCACUUGUUUCUUGUGUAGUUUUAAUGUAACGUGGCCGUACUCCUGUGAACAGAAACAGCUUUGCUGAUUAGCAGAUCCAACAGAGAUAAUAUCUGUCCACCAAGAAGGGAGGUUUAACAGAAGGUCACUUGCUUGUGGGAGGUGAUCAGGUUGAAUGGUGGCCUUUCCCAAACCUUCAGUUCAGCUGAAAGAGCUGGUGAGCCACCUAGACGUUAUGAACAGGACCACGCCCCCCCCCCCCCCGGGCUGGACUGAGCCUGUUGUUUAUUUUUGCUCUUCCUUUUAUCGGAUGAUUUUAAAAGCUUUCAGGAAACACUGAACUCCGGGGACCCUUUCUAAACAACAGCAACCCCCCCCCUCUCCCUGCUACCCCCCCCAUCCACACCGCUGUCGGAGAUAAAUGAAAGCAGUCAGUGAACGAUUGACUCCAUGCGCCCUAUUGCCCUGAUCCCAUCUAGAUUGCACAAGGCAGUACCAGGCAAACUUACUUUCCUAUCACGUUUAAGGAAAAAAAAAUAUAUAAAACAAGAGGAAAAACAACCGAGACUCAUUAGAACCAACAUUAGCAAGAAGAACGGUCAGCCUCCUGUGAUUCUGGCUUGCUCUCAUUGGCCCUUGGGCCAGAGGGGGGCGGGACCUUCCUUUGUGCCAAUGUUACUUAUGCCUGGGACACUGCUGCCAUCAAGAGCUUGAGCUUGAGAGACCGGCAGAGCGAGAAAAGAAGGCAUGUGGGGAUAUUUGAAUAUGUAAGGGAGCGUGACAGGUGCCGAUGAAGGGAGACAGAGAGUGAAAGAGCGAACGAAAGUAAGGGUGAUUUGCAGGGCAGCCUGUAAGAUACCGAGAGACGUAGUCAGAGAGAGGUGAGUUUGUGAUAGUGUGUCAGAAUCCCAAGUUUGGCUGCCCUCCACCACCAGAUUGAGCCACAAGCCCCACCCCUGGCUUUACCUCCGAGAGUGCACCACGAGUCGUGUGGGCACGCAUUUCAGGAUCUCCUGCUCGCAUGCCAUUCUUUCCGCAUACCUCAAGCGUCAAACGUCACCGGCAGCUGGAUGAUAGUGCAGAAAAUGCGAGGUGGUGUCCUCUCCAUACGCCACCAGAUCUCCGUCUCUAGCGACGCUGACAUGAGCGUGGCUGACCGUGACGCAGAGCGGCAGUCGUUCCCAGAGGUCAUGGCGGACCAGAACUUGGUCGAGGUGGUGCACUUGGAGUCCAGGGUGCGGAGGCGACGUGACCCAAAGCAGGCGAUACGAGCCAAGCUGGGCCAGAGUCUGUCCUGCUCAACAGCCCGGCUAAAACGGGUCCUGACAGACUUCUUCCCUGUGGUGGUCUGGCUCCCCAAGUAUAAGCUGAAGGAGUAUGUGUGGGGUGACGUCAUGUCCGGACUCAUUGUAGGUAUCAUCUUGGUCCCUCAAGCCAUUGCCUACUGCCUGCUGGCUGGCUUGGAGCCAAUCUAUGGCCUCUAUACCUCUUUCUUUGCCAACAUCAUCUACUUUUUCUUGGGCACCUCCAAGCAUGUGUCUGUAGGCAUCUUUAGCCUCAUGAGCUUGAUGGUAGGACAGGUCGUAGAUAGGGAGCUCUUCCUGGCAGGGUUUGACAUGAAUGAGGACAGCCAGUCGGGCCCCGUGGGCUCAUGGAAUGACACUGGAGCAUCCACCGCAGACAACCUGACCCUAGGCAUCUACAGUUCCGAGUGUGGCAAGGAGUGUUAUGCCAUCAGUGUUGCAGUGGCUCUCACCUUUCUGGCAGGAGUUUACCAGGUCCUGAUGGCUUUGCUACAGUUGGGCUUUGUUUCUGUCUACCUUUCUGCUCCAAUGCUUGAUGGCUUUGCAACGGGCGCCUCGGUCACUAUCCUCACCGUGCAAGCUAAGUACCUCCUUGGGCUGAAGAUCCCACGACACCAGGGCUAUGGAACUGUGAUUGUCACCUGGAUCAGCAUUUUUAAAUCCAUCCACCAAACAAACUUGUGUGACAUGAUCACCAGUGUCAUCUGCAUUGCCGUGUUGGUGGCUGGGAAGGAGCUUCAGGAUCGCUUCAAGGACCGUCUGAAGAUCCCUUUGCCCACCGAGUUGGUGGUAGUGGCAGUGGCCACACUGGUGUCCCACUUUGCCGACCUCAAUGGCCAGUACAACUCUAGUAUCUCGGGAGCAAUCCCCACAGGCUUCAUCCCGCCAAAGGUGCCCAGUUUUAAGCUGAUGCCCAGAGUGGCAUUUGACGCCAUCCCCCUGGCUGUGAUCAGCUUUGCCUUUACAGUCUCAUUAUCUGAAAUGUUUGCCAAGAAAAAUGGCUACACGGUUCGGCCCAACCAAGAGAUGCUGGCCAUUGGCUUCUGCAACAUCAUUCCUUCGUUCUUCCACUGCUUCACCACCAGUGCUGCCCUAGCAAAGACCAUGGUGAAGGACUCAACUGGCUGCCAGACACAGGUGUCCAGUAUAGUGAGCGCCUUUGUAGUCCUGCUAAUCCUGCUGGUCUUUGCCCCGUUAUUCUACUCCUUGCAGAAGUGCGUCCUGGCCUGCAUCAUCAUCGUCAGCCUGCGAGGUGCUCUGCGCAAGUUCCGAGAUGUUCCCAGGCAGUGGCGCGUUAAUAGGGUGGACGCCACCGUCUGGAUGGUCACCAUGAGCGCCUCAGCCUUGCUCAGCGUGGAGCUAGGACUCCUGGUUGGGUUGGUGUUCUCCAUGCUCUGCGUGAUUGUCCGGACACAGAACCCCAGAGUGACCCUUCUGGGUCAGAUCCCGAACACCAGCCACUAUGAAGAUAUCAAGGAAUACAGUGACCUCCUGACUCUGCCCAAAGUCAAGAUCUUCCGUUUCCAGGCUCCGUUGUAUUACGCCAACAAGGAGUUCUUCCUCAAGUCACUUUACAAAGCAGUAGACUUGGAACCAUUCCUGGAGCUCACCAAGAUGAAGAAGGCUGAGAAGAAGAUGAAGGCACUGGCCAACAAACAGGCUGAAAGGAAGAGCUCAAAUAAAACUAAUGGUGACAUUGCCUUAGGACUGGUGUCACGAGAGCUGGCCUUCCACACGCUUGUCCUAGACUGCUCAUCCAUUCCUUUCAUCGACACCACUGGCAUGCUCACGCUGAAGGGGGUAGUGAAGGACUACAACGGGGUGGGAGUCCAAGUGGUGCUGGCGUGCUGCAAUCCCACCGUGAUCGACUCUCUGAAACGUGGUUCCUUCUUUGGAGCUGCAGACAAGGACAUUCACAACCUCUUUUUCCACACCGUUCAUAGCGCAGUUCUGUCCGCUCAGGACAGAGCGACUGCAGUCGGCGAUUCGUCUGUGGAGAGCCAGGCUGCAAGCUGCAACGAGUCUCUUCAGACCGAAAGACAGGAUAGUCAAAUGUGACCAAGAAUUAAUACUCUUGUUCUCUUUACUGCAGUCUUCUUCCUAUGAUCUGUUUCUGAGUCUGACUAGUUUUAUAAGAACUUUUUUUUUUUUACUUUUCAAACAUAACCUUGCCCUAGUACUUACAAGUACAAAGAAAAUCAUAACUUAAAUCUUUGAGAAAGAGACAGUAUUUAUUGACUUUUAUGUCUUAAAAAGCUAGGCUAGACAAAAUUAACUUUAUUGUAACAUGCCUGCUAAAAGAGUUAAUAUCAAGCUCUGUAUGUCAUUGGAGCCCCUAAUGUGGCUCUGUUGCAUGUGAUGGCCCUUCUGUGUGCAGACCGGUGCCUACAGCUCAGGGGGUUUUCUCAAAAGCAUCACAGGCUUUACAUACAAUGACGUUCAUGUAACCCACUGAAGACAGAAUCAUCUGGUGUAUUGUUUGCCGUCUUUGUUCCCUGCCAACACAACAGGACUCCCUAAUUUGUCACAUGGAGCAUCCUACUGGCAGGGAAAAUGAGCAUCCUCCCAACAAGAGAGACCUUGAUUGGUCAGCUUGGUCAGUUACCGUCAUGCAGCUUCAUGUGAUGCAGCAGCAGGUGUCGGUGUCGAGUAGUGAGGGUUGUGCUCCUCCUCUCUCUGCCACUCCCACGUGGCACCAUAAGACUGGGGUGUGAGGUUAGCACGCCACCCUCAGCCUCCAGGUGGCACCUGCUUUUCGCUCAGUGUUCCGAGCUCAGUUUCCAGGAUCAUUUAAGCUAGUGGCGUCAUUCGGUGUGCAUUGAACUCCACGGCUCCGCAGGAGCGUCAUGUCUCAGGUAACCGUGAGGGCCUGUGUGCCUUUGCAGGGAUGGCAUUAUCCAGGACCUUGGGGAAUCUUAGCAAGAAUUCAGUAUUUAGGGAAGACCUUCAAUUCAGGAUCGCACAGUCGCACAGAAUUCCAGCACAGACACACACAUGCACUGGGACCCCAAAUGGCACAUUUAGUCCAGCGCGACGUUUGUGUUCAAAGUAGCUUCACUUCAUUUAAGCACUCGCAGUAAAAUGGCAAAGUUCAUUUUCCACACUGCUUCGUUCCGAACUCUUGUUUCUUGAAUUCGAUGUCCUAAGAUUGCACUCAGGUAGAGCCUCUGUGACAGUAUUAAGUAGCUUAAAUGUACUGAAGUGCUGAAAUUGGGCUCCGUACCUAAUUGGGCAAACAGUGACGAGGGAGAUGUGUACCAAGAUCAGAGAAUGUGCCAGCUGCAAUUUCAGAUCAGCAUUUUAUAAAUCCAUUUUUUGUAAUUGUUAUUGAAAUCAGUUUCAUUGUAGUACCAUGUGAUCAUGUUAACCGGAUAUUUACACGUUGUUUAGAAUAAAUACUUGUAAAGAAAGUA